AUGGCUGAAAACGUUGAAACCCACGAAUUUACCGCUGAGAUCUCUCAGUUGAUGUCCUUGAUCAUCAACACGGUCUACUCUAACAAAGAGAUUUUCUUGAGAGAGUUGAUUUCCAACGCUUCCGAUGCUUUGGACAAGAUCAGAUACGAGGCUUUGGCCGACCCUUCCAAAUUGGAGACCGAGCCUAAAUUGUUCAUCAGACUUACGCCUAAGCCCGAGGGCAAGGUCUUGGAAAUCCGCGAUUCUGGUAUCGGUAUGACCAAGGCCGACUUGAUCAACAACUUGGGUACGAUCGCCAAGUCCGGCACAAAGGCCUUCAUGGAGGCCUUGUCUGCAGGAGCGGACGUUUCCAUGAUCGGCCAGUUCGGUGUUGGUUUUUACUCGCUUUUCCUUGUCGCCGACCACGUGCAGGUCAUUUCCAAGCACAACGACGACGAGCAGUACGUGUGGGAGUCCAAUGCCGGCGGCAAGUUCACCGUCACUUUGGACGAGACCAAUGAGAGAAUCUCUCGUGGUACCGUGCUCAGAUUGUUCUUGAAGGAGGACCAGUUGGAGUACUUGGAGGAGAAGAGAAUCAAGGAGGUUGUCAAGAGACACUCCGAGUUCGUGUCCUACCCAAUCGAGUUGAUGGUCACGAAGGAGGUUGAGAAGGACGUCCCAGCCGAGAAGGAGGAGGAGACUGCCGAGGAGGGCGACGACAAGAAGCCUAAGUUGGAGGAGGUCGAUGAGGAGGGCGAGAAGAAGGAGGAGACCAAAAAGGUCAAGGAGAACGUGACCGAGAUCGAGGAGUUGAACAAGACCAAGCCUUUGUGGACCAGAGCCCCAUCUGACGUCACCCAGGACGAGUACAACGCCUUCUACAAGUCCUUCUCCAACGACUGGGAGGACCCAUUGGCCGUCAAACACUUCUCUGUCGAGGGUCAGUUGGAGUUCAAGGCCAUCUUGUUUGUGCCUAAGAGGGCCCCAUUCGACGCCUUUGAGUCCAAGAAGAAGAAGAACAACAUCAAGUUGUACGUCCGUCGUGUCUUCAUCACCGAUGAGGCUGAGGAGUUGAUCCCAGAGUGGUUGUCCUUCGUCAAGGGUGUUGUGGACUCUGAGGACUUGCCAUUGAACUUGUCCAGAGAAAUGUUGCAACAAAACAAGAUCAUGAAGGUCAUCAGAAAGAACAUCGUCAAGAAGUUGAUUGAGACAUUCAACGAGAUUGCCGAGGACGCCGAGCAGUUCGAGAAGUUCUACACUGCUUUCUCCAAGAACAUCAAGUUGGGUAUCCACGAGGACCAACAAAACAGAAACGCCUUGGCCAAGUUGUUGAGAUACUACUCUACCAAGUCCACCGAGGAGUACACUUCUUUGUCUGACUACGUCACCAGAAUGCCAGAGCACCAAAAGAACAUCUACUACAUCACCGGUGAGUCCAUCAAGGCUGUCGAGAACUCCCCAUUCUUGGACGCCUUGAAGGCCAAGAAGUUUGAGGUCUUGUUCUUGGUUGAGCCAAUCGACGAGUACGCCAUGACUCAAUUGAAGGAGUUCGAGGACAAGAAGUUGGUCGACAUCACCAAGGACUUCGAGUUGGAGGAGACCGAGGAGGAGAAGGCCGAGAGAGAGAAGGAGAUUGCUGAGUUCGAGCCAUUGACCAAGGCCUUGAAGGAGAUCUUGGGCGAGCAAGUCGAGAAGGUUGUUGUCUCCCACAAGUUGGUGGACGCCCCUGCCGCUAUCAGAACCGGCCAAUUCGGUUGGUCCGCCAACAUGGAGAGAAUCAUGAAGGCCCAGGCCUUGAGAGACACCACCAUGUCCUCUUACAUGUCCUCCAAGAAGACUUUCGAGAUCUCUCCAAAGUCUUCGAUCAUCAAGGAGUUGAGAAAGAAGGUCGAAGCCGACGGUGCCGAGGACAAGACCGUCAAGGACUUGACCACCUUGUUGUACGAGACCGCUUUGCUCACUUCUGGUUUCACCUUGGAGGAGCCAUCUUCUUUCGCUGGUAGAAUUAACAGAUUGAUUUCUUUGGGUUUGAACAUCGAGGAAGAGGAGGAGGUUGAGGCCGAGGUGUCUGCUGACGCCGCCGAGGAGCCAUCUGUCGAGUCUGCCAUGGAGGAGGUUGACUAA
This is a messenger RNA of Metschnikowia bicuspidata var. bicuspidata NRRL YB-4993, 2103 nucleotides long. It is a transcript of the gene HSP90, whose product is annotated as Hsp90 family chaperone. The record is from RefSeq and is a predicted model, not a curated record. The transcript has a single exon. The coding region runs from base 1 to 2103 and encodes 700 amino acids. Gene Ontology annotation, cellular component: protein-containing complex; plasma membrane; perinuclear region of cytoplasm. Gene Ontology annotation, molecular function: ATP-dependent protein folding chaperone; ATP hydrolysis activity; ATP binding. Gene Ontology annotation, biological process: protein stabilization; cellular response to heat; protein folding. Lineage: Eukaryota; Fungi; Ascomycota; Pichiomycetes; Serinales; Metschnikowiaceae.